Phialemonium atrogriseum is the source of this 3989-nucleotide messenger RNA. RefSeq names its product SNF2 family N-terminal domain-containing protein. Gene Ontology annotation, biological process: nucleotide-excision repair. Gene Ontology annotation, cellular component: nucleus. The coding region runs from base 436 to 3531 and encodes 1031 amino acids. Lineage: Eukaryota; Fungi; Ascomycota; Sordariomycetes; Cephalothecales; Cephalothecaceae. The transcript is spliced from 3 exons. Gene Ontology annotation, molecular function: ATP binding; ATP-dependent chromatin remodeler activity; metal ion binding. The record is from RefSeq and is a predicted model, not a curated record.
AACGCUCCCACUGCGGUCUUUGUUCCCUCCUUUGACUCCAGCUAUUGAAUUGGCCAUUGAAAACACAUUCUUCCCAAGUCAAAGGAGCUGGGAGGCCUGAUACAGGCCUUCUAGGCAUCUCCUAAGCAGAAGUCACUGUAAGUUUAAUCAGGCUUCUAUCCCGCUGCCAUCCGAACCAGGCAUGGCAGUCUCACUUUUUUCAGCACCCAACCUUUGUUGAUUGUUAUUGUCAUGCUACUUCUGGCACGUGCGCAAAAUUUCUAAUCCUGACACUCAUUAGGUAGGUUGGUAGUCGCCGUGGUCACUUUUUCUCACCAUCAACUUCCCCCGUCACCACUUUCCAUCAUCAAUCCGCCAUUGCAAACAUCGGCAUAUCAAGAACUUUGUUGCACAACUAUCGUCAUCGGCACCCUUGCGGGUUGUGUAACCCCCCUGAUGGCGCCACGAACUAGAAGCUCUAUCAGCGCCUCCUACAGGCUGGAGGUCCCCGACUCGGAUGAAGUCUCGGGAUCAUCUCCUGCACCUGCUGAGGAUGUUCCUGACAAGCGGCAAGGUCUGGCGGGAAAGGCAAUGCCAGCUAGUCCCUCGGCUGCAUCCUCGUCAUCCUCCGUGCCUUACCCAGAAACCAACUUCUCUUCUGGAAGCGGGUACUCGACUCCUUUGACCAGUCACGUCCCUACACCGGCAGCCUCAGUUCCUGCAUUGGGAUUGGCAAAGACCCCGGUACCCAAGCGUGGAACCAGAAUUGAAGUUCAUCUUCCCCAGGUCAAACAGGCCAACCAGACCAACCCUGCACCUCAUAGCCACCGAGCUCUCCAGCAGAGCAUCUACUCUCUCAAGUCCAAGCGCAAGAGAGUUGAGAUCGAUGAUAGCGAAGACGACUACGACUCUGAUACUUCCCCUGAUGCAAAGCUUGCCCGAAAGCUGCAGGAUGAGGAAGACCAACUCGUUGCUGCUAAAGUGGCAGCCCGUGCCUCCCCCCAGCCUCCUUCUCGCCGCAGCACCCGACAUAUGGCUGCCUCAGCUCGAAAGGCGCCUGUCUCUUUCAUCAAGACCAAAGGGAAACAAGCAGUCUCUGCCUCCAAAAAUAAGAUUCGUUUUGGGGCUUCAGAUGAUGAGGACGAGGACGAGGAUGGGAGUAUGGAUGAGGAUGAGGAUGAGGACGAGGACGUGCCUAUCCGUCAAACAGUGAGGAAGCUACGGCAUAGCACUAGGUCUGCUACCAAGGCAACCACUUCAUCUGCUGUCACUCAAGACUUGGCCAUUCACAGUCCUGGACUUCAAUCAACUCUUGGUAAGACCCCAGGCAAAGACUUGGUCCAUCCCGAUGUCGACAGCGACGACUACACCCAUUUGUCCGGCGCCGAUACUCCUCAGUUGGGUAUCGAUAUGGAUUCUGGGUCGGAAUUCAGCGUCGAAGGUUCUGAAUCCGAAGCAGAGUCUGCACCUGACACAGACAAUGCAAGCGACAACGCUGGCGUCAAUAAUGGUGCUGCUGCUAGGCCAGAUCCCCCGGGGGAAUUACUAUCGCACCAACCACAUCACGGUGGAACUGUUGCUGCUAGACGUCACCAGGGUCACCGGGGUCGUAAAAAGGGAAAGGCAAAGCAGCUUGAGCAUCACCAUCCAGAGCUUCUCACCAUGUGGGAUAAUCUCAGAGAUAUGCCUAUCUUGACGGCUGGCAGAGCUGAGCAGCCCAAACAUAUCUCACGGCAACUCAAACCAUUCCAGCUAGAGGGACUUGCCUGGAUGACAGAGAUGGAGAAGAUUAAGUGGAAGGGCGGUAUCCUUGGCGAUGAAAUGGGACUCGGCAAGACUAUCCAGGCAGUGUCCUUGAUCAUGUCAGACUGGCCGGCGAAGCAGCCAACCCUGGUGCUUGUUCCACCUGUUGCCAUGAUGCAGUGGAUGGCCGAGAUCAAUUCAUACACCGAGGGUACCCUGAACACCCUGUUCUUCCACGGAACGAAUUCCAAGUCCAAGAACCUUACUAUUAAGGACUUGAAGAAGUACAACGUCAUCAUCAUGUCGUACAACAGCUUGGAGGCUAUGUUUCGAAAACAGGAGAAGGGGUUCAAAAGGAAGGAGGGUCUGUACAAGGAAAAGAGCGUUAUGCACCAAAUCCAUUUCCACCGGGUUAUUCUUGACGAGGCACAUUCGAUCAAGACGAGAACGACCAUGACUGCCAAGGCCUGCUUUGCCCUGAACGUCACCUACCGCUGGUGUCUCUCCGGCACUCCUCUCCAGAACCGGAUCGGCGAGUUCUUCUCUUUGGUCAGGUUCCUCAACGUUCGGCCCUUCGCAUCCUAUUUCUGCAAGCAGUGUCCUUGCACCACGCUGGAGUGGACUGUGGAUGAGAGCUACCGCUGCACUCAAUGCAAGCACGCGGGCAUGAGCCAUAUCUCUCUCUUCAACCGGGAGCUCCUCAACCCGAUCCAGAAGUUUGGAAACAGGGGCCCGGGCGCCGAGGCCUUGGGGAAGCUCCGUAUCCUGACGGACCGUCUUAUGCUCCGUCGACUCAAGAAGAAUCAUACCAACUCAAUGGAGCUUCCGGUCAAGGAGAUCUACGUGGAUCGCCAGUUCUUUGGGGAAGAGGAGAGGGAUUUCGCAAGCAGCAUCAUGACGAGUGGCGAGCGCCGUUUCAACACAUACGUCUCGCAGGGCGUCCUCCUCAACAACUAUGCCAACAUCUUCGGCCUCAUCAUGCAGAUGCGGCAGGUUGCCGACCACCCAGACCUGAUCCUCAAAAAGAACAGCUCCGGGGGACAGAAUGUCUUGAGCUGCUGCAUUUGCGAUGAGCCGGCAGAGGAAGCCAUACGAUCUAGAUGCAAGCAUGACUUCUGCCGCUCGUGUGCAAGGAGCUACCUGCUCUCCUCGGAUCAGCCGGAUUGCCCCCGAUGCCACAUCCCACUCUCGAUCGAUCUCGAACAGCCGGAAAUCGAGCAGGAUGAGGACCUUGUGAAGAAGUCGUCCAUCAUUAACCGCAUCAACAUGGAAAAUUGGACUUCGUCAUCCAAGAUUGAGCUGCUUGUGCACGAGCUGCACAAGCUCCGAUCCGACAAUGCGUCCCACAAAUCGAUCAUCUUCUCUCAGUUCACGACCAUGCUCCAGCUCAUCGAGUGGCGUCUGCGACGUGCCGGCAUCACCACCGUCAUGCUCGACGGAAGCAUGACUCCAGGCCAGCGGCAAGCCUCGAUCGACCAUUUCAUGAAGAACGUCGAGGUCGAGUGCUUCCUCGUCUCCUUGAAGGCUGGAGGUGUCGCCCUGAAUCUCACUGAGGCGUCCCGGGUGUUUAUCGUCGAUCCCUGGUGGAACCCUGCGGCAGAGUGGCAGUCGGCAGACCGCUGCCACCGCAUCGGGCAGACGCGCCCCUGCACCAUCACCCGACUGUGCAUUGAAGACUCGGUCGAGAGUCGAAUGGUGCUUCUGCAGGAGAAGAAGACCAACAUGAUCAACUCGACCAUCAAUUCUGACGAUGCGGCCAUGGAGUCAUUGAGCCCUGCAGAUCUUCAGUUCCUGUUCCGAGGCAACUGAAAUGUUCUGGACUUUUGCAUCAUUACAGCAUACGGUUUAGCCAAAGAUGGCGUUGUUUGUUUUAUUAUUCGCUGUAAAUUUUGCUUUUGCUGGUUUGCUGAUACCUUCCUCACCUGAGGGCGGCAUGGUUGGGCAUUUCUUUAGAUCUCUCACGUCCUUUUAUGAGGUUUCGGGAGUCCUUGGCUGGAUCACUUAGCACUGGGAGAACUGCCUGGAUGGCCUUCUAGAGGUGCACCGCUGGUCAGGAGGUAACCGGAAGCUACCUAGCUAAACUAGGUACAGUACCUUAUUUAGCUUAGGUACGGGAAUGAAAUGUUUUUUUUGUAAUGAGGUAACUGUUGCAUGAGGUCAUGUUUGCACUUCCAUCCUCUACCCGUGUGUGGGGAACCCUGCAGCUGGAAGCGAUCGACAGGGAGGUACGGAUCCGGAUACUGCAGGCUGAGAGCUUCCCCGCCAGC